Molecule: messenger RNA, 4446 nt
Organism: Polistes canadensis
Lineage: Eukaryota; Metazoa; Arthropoda; Insecta; Hymenoptera; Vespidae
Exons: 3
Coding region: 65-1135 (356 amino acids)
Biological process (GO): regulation of transcription by RNA polymerase II
Cellular component (GO): nucleus; transcription regulator complex
Molecular function (GO): DNA binding
Source: RefSeq, a predicted model, not a curated record
GUAUAUAAGUAAGAAGAAUAACAAGAAGAAGAAUAAUAAUAAGAAUAAGAAGAGGAUAGAAAAGAUGCGAGAAGUCGCGCUAGCGCUAGCGAGCCGAGACGAGAACGAAACAGCGAAUCGAUCGUCCAGCGUCCGUGAGAAGAACGUCCUGCGCGCUAAUCGCUAUCCCGACGCUAGUAUUCGCCCGUACUUUGUCGUCGUCGAAUUAGUCAUUUUGUUGAGACCCCAACAACAAGAUCAUCUCUACCAUUACCACCGUCGCCGCCACCACCACCACAACCACCACCAUAGCCGUUACUUGUUAAGGGAAAUGAAGGACGAAGUAAAGAUGGACGCGAAUCGGCUCAUCGCCGAGGUUUAUAAACGACCCGCGCUUUGGAACCAGAGGCACAUAUCCUAUCACAAUCGAGAAGUAACCAACCGCGUUUGGAUGGAAAUAGCAGCCAUCUUCAAACUUCCCAAACCAGUAUUAAAGGCUAAAUGGAAAGGUCUUCGGGACACGUUUCGUGCCGAGCUUAAGAAGGAUAGAUUUUUUCGGAGAAGUAAAUAUCAUCGCAACAGACCAGUAUGGAUUCAUUUCAAGAGUCUACAAUUCUUGAAGGAACAAAUGCUUCCAAGGCCACCGAUUUGGGAACGUGGAAAAGCAGGUAUGGAUGGGGAUCAAGGAUUAGGAGAAAACGAUUCUGAAGGGAUGUUGACCAAGAAUGGUACACCUUUGAAUAGAAAUUUGGACGACAGGGAUACCUUGGCAGAUCAAUUGUUGUCAAUGAGCUGCGAAAAUGGUACGCUGCAAAUCAAAGGUAUCGAUCAUCGAGUUGACAUUAAACAAGAACCGGAAGAGAGCUUCGAUAAUUUGGAAUUUCAAAAUGUUACGGAUAAUUUAGCGGACGAUGAAAUGAUGUUGCAAAAUAUAUCACCCGAACAAGUAUUAAUGGGUGAGAGCGACAAUGGUACCGGAUUAACGGUUGAUCCUUUGGAAGGUAAUCGUUUUGACGAUACUUAUUAUUUCUUCAUGAGCCUUUUACCGCACAUGAGAAAUUUACCGGCCGAUCGAAGAAUGUUAUUAAGAAUUCAAAUGGAAGAAUUGGUUUACAAGGAAGUUUAUAAAAGAGGUAACGAAGAAGUCGAUGCAUGAUGAGAAAAGGAACUCGGACAAGAGUCCGCUGCAACGACAAAUUUACAAAAAUAAAACGACCGAUUUUCGUAUACAAUCAAACGAAGAUCAGUAUUAAAAAUCUUCAAGAACGAAACCGCCGCCGUCGUCGUCUUCUUCUUCUUCGUCGAAAGCGGAAAAGGUCGCGUAACGAAAUGGAACGAAUGUAUACAUAUUAUAGUCUUGACAUUUUUGUUCCUUUCUAUGCGUGGAUUUCUACUCGAGACAAUGACGCUUUCCGUUUUGCUCGUAAAACCAUUGAAAUUGGCUGUGAAGAGAUCUGUUGACAGUAGAAACGCGAAGAUGACGGUAAUAAGGAAUUCUUUUUUUAACAAAUAUCAUCAUUCCAAAUGCGCGUACUUUUUUUUUUUUUAUCUCUCUAGUUAAUGCAUACUUUGUCAUUGUAAUAAUUUUUAGAAUAAUUUUAAUAAUCCUUGACUUUUUUUUGUUCUUUACAUUGAUAUGCAAAUUCGAUUUUCUUGUUUAUUUUUAAUCAAGGAAAUAGAAAUAAUUCGAUAUCGAUGUUCAACUUGAACCUUGCGUAACGUUCUUUCGAACGAGCGAAUGCACAAAUUUCUCUUAAACGAAAGUUCUUUGUGCCAUAAUUAGUACGUGUAUAAUAGUACUACUAUCGCACGACCGGGCUUCCAAUUGUUACUUUGCUUUUUUUUAUUCCACGUUAAUUUUAUUCGUCAACAUAUAUAUAUAUAUAUAGAUCGAUAUUAAAUAGCAUCUAUGUAAAUAUAGAAAAUGAUCGAUGGAAAAACGAUUGGUCGGUUGUUCGUACUAUGUAUCGCGUGCAAGGAUAUCAUAUGCUGCGAAAUCGUCUGCACAAAAAAAAAAUAUUGUCUAACAUAUUAAUAUCUAUAACUAUUACUAUUAUCAUCUCUAUGACUAUAGAAACAAAUUUCAAAUUCAAUUGUGCAUGAGGAACGACAAUUACUAUACAAUGUUUCGGUGUGUAUAAAAUGAAAAUUGUAUCAUUCAUUCGAUCGCAUUCCUUUUCUCGUGAAAUUUAAAUUAACGUUAACCCCAAUGUAUAUUAGAAAGAGUGGAAAAAAGAAAGAAUAAGAAUAAGAAUAGAAGGGAAAGGUAAAAGAAUAUCGAGCGAAAGGAAAAACAAACUAGGUCCUGGUCGAUAGCGUGGGAGUAAAAUAUAUAUAAAUAUAUAAAAAGAGGUUCCGUAAGUUGAGAAUCACUGGUACGGUCGGUACCUGCAGGUACGAAUGUGCAGCAUGCACCUGUGUGCCAAGAUAGGCGGCAUGUAUAUGCACUUGCGUGGCUCGGUAAAAAGAAGUUAGUGCGCAUGCGCGACCGUUCGUGGUCACUCGCGCACCUCCGGUUUCGUUCGGCCGUUUUGCUCGCUUUCGCGCUAAGACUCGCACCGCGUACGGUCGUGUCGCUCGUCGUUUCUCGUCCAGUUUUAUUCAUAGUAUUUUUAUUCGUACGAUUGUUUGUUUCUCGAUUCGUUCGUUCGUUCCUUCGUUCAUUCAUUCGUUCAUUCAUUCGUUAAUUCGUUUGUUCCUUCUUUCGUUCCUUUUUUCUUUUUUUUUUGUUUUACCAUUACCUAUUACGCCAACUGUGUUAUUUCUUUGCUUUAAAUUCUUUUCAUUCUUUCUCCUUUUUUCCCCUCUCCCUUUUGUCCACUUAUUACCGUUAGUUCAAAUGAAGCAUCUCCUUUUCUUUAAUUUUCCUUGCACGAACGAACGAAGACGAGUUAAACGUUACAGGUGUUUAUAUCAAUUUCUCGGCUGACGAUAACUCUUCUAAAAAUAAUAACAAUAAUAAUUCACGUUGUGCGAUACCUAUUACGAAACAAUUAACAUCUUACAAACUUGAUAAUUCGUGAAUAAAUCUCGUUUAUAUACUCGCGUAAAUCGUGACAACGCAGAAGUAUAUACACAUUUUGUACAAGUUUAACUGGAAUAUAAUAUAUCUCGCGUUAUAUUAUAUUCCAUUACUAUUAUAUCUUCUUCAUCCUUGGCUUGCAUCUUCUGAAUCACACACACGUAUACAUAUUCGUCGUUUUUUCAAGGUGAGUCCACUCUCGUAACGUUUCUUGGCGAAAAAAAACCCCCCUCCGUUUUUUUCUCUAAGGAAUCCUCCAAAUCAUCGACCUUGACCUUCUUCUUACCUUUCAUUCUUUUCUAUAUCUUUCUCUUUCUUUCUCUUCCUGUAGACAUGAUGCACCGAAGAAAGUAUUUCGGUAUAUUUCUAUACAACUGUAAUCAUACCUAACUUAUAUAUAUAUAUAUAUACACACACAAAAUACUUAUGCAUACCUAAGGAAGACUUUCAAUCUUCUUUUAUUCCCGGAUAUAAUACUUGGACCCGUUUCUUUUCGAAACUCGACAGCUUUCGAAAGAUGCAUCCUACGUGUAUGCAUUUUUUUUUUUUUUUUAUUUUCUUUUAGUUGCGCUUCUUCUUUUUUUGUUUCCUUCUUAUAUGUCGUCGGUCGUAGUCGUCGCGUUUCAUCGAAUUUUAUUUUAAAACGAAACCGUAAAACUAUUGGGAUCAAGUUAAUUCAAGAGAACAAAAUUCCUGACGGUUAAUGUUCUUCGUGUAGUUCCCAUUUAAUAUCAUAAUACUCCCUCUACUAACGAAACACUUUUAUUUUUACAAGUGUCGAUAUUAUUUAAAAAAAAAUAAACAAGUUAUGUUCAAGAUAAAUAAACACACAUAUAAUUAUUAUUAUCAUUAUCAUUAUAUUAAGUAUAGAAACUAAUUAGGUGCGUUUUUUUUUUUUUUUAAACAAAUAUAGUAUUCAUUUAUAAAUUAAUCAUAUACGUUUGUGUUAUUCUUCGAUAAUAAUUUCCAUUAUUUUCUGUCGAAUUUUUGUUGACAAAAUAAAAAAAAAAAAAAAACAUGAUUGCAAUUUUGAUGCAAUAAAUUUUAAAUAUCAAAGCACCGAAUUUAUUUCUACACUUAAUAAUAAUUUUACGGUCAUUUCCCAAUUAGAUGAUUGUAAAGAACGUUGUUGUAUGUUUCGUGUAUGCAAUGUUACGUAUAAUGUAUGUAUGUAUGACGAGCUCUUAGUAUCUAACACACAGUAUUUGUCAUAAUCAAGUAAGAAUAUUUUUGCAACGGUAUACGCACUUCGGUAUAACAAGAUAACCAUUUCGAAUACUUUCAAACGUUCUCAUUUCUAAACAUAUUACAUAUAAUUUUCUGAUUUGUAAAGUAUUAUUCCAAAGAUAGAUUUAUAAUCUUUCAUGAUUGUAUGUAAAUAAAAUUACAGACUGAAUGAGUUCGAUUCUUUAUGGGGUAUCUUUCUCCUUGAUUAUAAAAAAAAA